GUGACUUUAACGAUAUAUACAGGGUUAAAAAAACAAGCCAUGCAAAUGUCUCGUUAGCUUUAGCCAUUAGUUUCAAUCGAGUACUUAAAAAGGACGCAGAGGAUGGAUCAUUAUUAACAUAAUACAGACCAUCAAUAGCAACUUUUUAAAAAACUAAACCUAGUGUAAUGUGCUUUUCUGGCAGUAAAAUCGUAACCUCAUCAACAAUCUAUCAUGAGAUUUGACUUUACAAGUUCGCAUGUUUAUCGUGACAUAUAAAAGCGCGAAAUAGGAUGUUUGAGCGUUUUUGUCAAUAAAGGAAAUAAAAACACUCGUGAGAAAAUAUUUGAAACUACGACACGACUCCUUAAAAUCCAUCUUCAAAUCGAUGGGGGAUCAAUAAUCACUGAGCCAACAUAAUGACCACGGCGAGAAUCUCUCCUAGAUGUCAUGCAUUAGCUGUACGAGUCCGAUUAGACGUGGUAGGCUGGAGCUCGGUGAAAGCCGUCAUGCAAGUGAAGCUGUGAGCCCAGCGGAGAGCGAGGCUGUUCAGAACUGGGAACUGGUGAAUGGCAAUCUGUUGGUGAACUUACGCGGACGGCUGUCAGACGGCGACACGGGAGCCUUGCGUAAAACAAAGUGGAGCGCCUACAAGUCUGGAGCUAACCAACUCCGUAAAGAGGAUACACAAGUUGGGUCGGACGAACUGCUAAUCACUUGUUACCAGCGCUACGCUGUUAGUAACAUGCCUGCCAUCAAAAAGGAGAGGCUGGAUGGGGAAGAUAUGGCAUUAGCUGCCUUCAACCAUCCCGAAUACCUGGCCCCUUUAAAUGCCACCGCUAUCCCCGUGGUGACCCCUCAUCCUCCGCCGUACGACCACAUUUUCGCCCAUCAUCGCGCUUACUUGGGGCUACACGACACAACGCUGCAUCACCAGAGCCUCCACCAUCACCCGGACGACUUAAUGCUGGAGAGAUUCUCCUCCAUCCCGGACUUUCAGCCGUUUUUUGACAACGGGGAACCGUGUAUCGAAGUGGAAUGCGGGGAGAACAAGGCAUUACUCUAUAUUAACAAACUGUGUCAGGGCAGUAAGGGACCCUCAAUCAAAUAUCGGGGUGAGUGGCUAACCCCGAACGAGUUCCAGUUUGUGAGUGGACGGGAGACUGCAAAAGACUGGAAACGAAGUAUCAGACACAAAGGGAAGAGCUUGAAGACCCUUAUGUCCAAAGGAAUCUUACAGGUACACCCUCCAAUCUGUGAUUGCCCUGGCUGUCGGAUUUCAUCUCCAGUGAACCGUGGGCGUUUGGCAGAGAAGCGCACCGUCCCCCUCCCCCCAACCCGCAUCCCCAAGAAGGAGUUGGCCUCCAUCUUCAGCAGCGACGAUAGCGAGGGCAGCGAGCGUGCCAGCGGAGACCAUGCCGACAUCAAGCAGGAGGAUGACCUGCACUACAGUAUCAUGAGAAAGAGUCGUGACAGUGACCUCUCAACGAUCAUCUCCAACCUGCACAACACCCGACAGCACGGCAUGCCCGAGGGCCAGCCCUGCGCCGACAUCAACAACCUUGGCCCCGGACAGGCAGAUGACAUUUUAGGCAAGAGGAGAGCAUAUUCACCCAACAGCAGCAGCGAGUGCCCUUCCGAGAGCAAGAAGUCCCGAAGUGUGUCUCCCAAAGAGAACUCACACACCCCUGUGUUGGAGCCGGGAAGUCACAUGACCCCCGAGGAGCACUACCGGCGGAUGAUGUCAGCGCUCAACGAGCACGGCUCUUACGAGGAGCAGCAGCAACGCCUCUACCAGCUGGCCAACAACAUGGGCGUCCACAGCCACGGAGAGCUGCUGCGGGUGCGUCAGGAGGCCAUGGCCGCCGUGAGGAACCCCGGGGCGAUGGAGGCCCACCUGCCCUCCGCAGGCAGCUCCUCCAGCCAGCGCCGCAAGCAGGGUCUGCCCCAGCACCGCGACGCCCACUUCAGCGAGAGAGAGAUGUCCCAUCCUCCCCCGCUGCUGUCCCCUCAGAACGCCCCGCACAUCGCCUUGGGCCCUCACCUUCGACCUCCAUUCCUGGGGAUGCCCUCUGCACUCUGCCAAGCGCCAGGCUACGGCUUCCUCCAGCCAGCCCAGGCUGAGAUGUUCGCACGUCAGCAGGAGAUGCUGCGCAAACAGAACCUGGCCAGGUUAGAGAUGUCCGCAGAGCUGCUGCGUCAGAAGGAGCUGGAGAACCUGCACCGGCAGCGGCUGCUGUCCGACCCGCUGGGUCUGCACGCGGGCCUCCCGCCCGAGCACCCGGCGCUGCGCAGCCUGCAGGACAUCCCCGAGGGCCACCCGCUGCGCGAGGAGCUGAGCCGCCGCAGCGCCAUGCUGGUGCUCCGCCACAGCAACACGCCGCUGCUCUCGCUCAACCACCAGGGGGCGGCAGGCUCGCAGCAGCAGCAGGCCCACACGCCCUCCAAGGAGUCCUCGUCGGCGUCCGCCGCCGCUUCAGCCGCCGCCGCCGCCGCCGCCGCCCGGAAGAGCGCCCGGAAGAGCGUGCUGGGGCUCCGGGGCGAGCUGGCCGGGGGGUCGUUCGACGGGAAGGAGGGAGGCCACGGGGCCGAGGGCCGCCGGAGGGACGUGGACACGGACGGCGGCGACGAGGAGAUGAAGGACUCGGACAGCGACGGCGAGGACGAGCGGCUGGAGAGGGGCAGCGGCGGCGGCGGCAGGAAGUCGUCUGACCACGGCCACGGCCACCACGGGCUCGGGAACUCGGACGGUUGCCACCACCCGGGCAAGGACGGAGGGAAGUCGGGCGAGGCGGGCAUGAAGGAGCUGGGCGAGAGCUCGGGACGUCUCAGCGCCCCCUGCAGCUCGGUCGGCACCGAGUCGCCCAACCACCACCUCUACCCGGGCCUGGGCAAGAGCGAGGCCAAGUACCUGCCCGCCGGAGUCAUGCCCCCGCUGCCAGCGCUGCCAGGCCACACGCUGCCCUUCGGCUUUCCCUACGCCAACCCCUACUUCCACUCGGGCGCCAUGGGAGGUCUGUUCCUGGACGGGGAGGAGGCCGUGCCGCUGGAGGACAUCAGCAAGUGGACGGUGGAGGAGGUGUGCAGCUUCGUGGGCAGCCUUCCGGGCUGUGCCGAGUACACGCAGGUGUUCAGAGAGCAGGCCAUCGACGGAGAGACUCUGCCCCUGCUGACCGAGGAGCACCUGCUCAACAACAUGGGCCUAAAGCUGGGCCCCGCCCUUAAGAUCCGCUCACAGGUGGCACGGCGCAUUGGCAGGAUAUUCUACAUGACCAGCUUCCCGCUGGCUCCGCUGCCGCCAUCUGCACUGCGCCCCCACCGGGACCCCCUGCCCAUGGAGACGCGGCCCCCCUCCGCCGGCAGCACCUCCUCCCCCUACAGCGGCCCCGCGGCCGGCCGCGCCUCCCCCAAGCAGGAGAACGGAAGCGCGGCCUCGGCGGGAGCCUACGACUCCUCCAGCACCAAGCCCCCCUCGUAGAAGUGACCGCUAACCGCCCUCCCUCCCUCCCUCCAGCCUGCGCCCCCCCCCCCCAACAACCCCCCACCUCCCCUCUACUCUUUCCUGGCAGUGGCUGUGUGUAGAAGC
This is a messenger RNA of Sardina pilchardus (European sardine), 3565 nucleotides long. It is a transcript of the gene samd11, whose product is annotated as sterile alpha motif domain containing 11. The record is from RefSeq and is a predicted model, not a curated record. Gene Ontology annotation, molecular function: DNA binding; protein binding. Lineage: Eukaryota; Metazoa; Chordata; Actinopteri; Clupeiformes; Clupeidae.